UUCCAAUUCAAUUUUCAGCGUAUACCACAUCUCACCACAGCAUGUCCACAGAGCACCUCCUGGGGGACAUCGGGGCUGUCCUGACCGCCCUCAACGGCAUCGCAAACGAGCCACGGAGAGAAGCCGAACUCCACCUACAAAAGCUCACAGUAGAGCAGCCUGCAGAGGUCCUUUUACUGCUCGCCCAGAUAGGAGCUCUGGCAGUCGGCGGCUUUCAAUUAGACGAGCGGUUUCUGAGCCUCAUUCUCCUCAAGAGCUUGGCUUUCAAGCCUCUGCCAGGUCUAUACUUGAACUCUCAACAUCAGCUCCCCUCCGCACCUUUUGACGUGAUUAGAGAAACGACGCGCGGACGGAUCGAAACGGUCCUCUGCGCUGGUUUGAAAGACGAGUUGGAUCCGAGAAUCAGGAAAGGUCUGGGAAUGUGUUCUGCUAGUUGGGCAGAGGAGAGUCACAAGCGGAAGAGACCAGCUAGGCCGUUCGUCCCGGUCUGUCUUGAGUUGACACAGUCGCCAAACGCCUUUCACCGCUUCACCUCUUUUCAGUUACUUGGUUAUACCCCGACACUUGUCGAUGAUGCUGCUGAUGGACCGCUAUCUUCGAGCCAGCUCACGGCUCUCCUACUCACAGGACUGGAGGACUCGAGUGUUGACGUCAGAUUGGAAGCUAUAAAGGCUAUGAAGAGUCUGUUGAUCAAAGCUUUGACGCACGAAGCAAGAGAUGAGGUGGGCGAGGUCCUGAUACAAGCCUCGUUCCAGACGCUGCAAAACCUUCCCCAAGACCUUGUCCCUAUUGGCCUCAUCCCCCUCGUUGAACUAGCAUCCGUUCACCCCAAGCUCUUCAUCUCCUCUCUACCCUUGAUCAUCACCAAACUUCUUCCACUCCUCUCUCCCCCAUCUCAGGGUCGUAAUCUCCCCCCGUACGCCUUCUCCCCGUAUCCGGCACACGAUAUGACUCUUGAGGCAUGGGAGGCGUUUGCAAACCCUGCUACAGAGCUCUUGCUUUCUUUAGCAGAGCUGAGACCGAAUGAAUUCGAAGAAUUUGAGAACGGGAGAGCGUUAAGUGAGAUGGUGGGACUGUUGUUGGGGAGAGAAGUGGCAACCUUUGAGAUGGACUGUCAAGAGUGGAUGGAAGAGGAAGACCUUGAUAACGAGGACGACAACUAUCCAGUGUUUCCCGAGGAAGCCCUUGAUAGGCUAAGUGUUGCUGCUAGCUAUACUGACGAGAGCAUGGAGAUCAUAUACUCUUCGCUUCUCAAGCAUGUCCAGGCUCUCUUGCAACAGGAAGAUUGGAGAUGUCGUUUCGCUGCUCUUAUGGGCGUUGGUUGUGUAGCAGAGGCCUUUGGCGAUGCCAUCGUCGACCGCGACAUUCUCUCAGCCAUUUCUCCUACGGCCAAAGAUCCUCACCCUCGGGUCCGCUACGCCUUUCUUCAAUGCAUCGGCCAAAUCCUCACCGACGGACUCGACGCCCUUCAGACAGACUAUGGCCGCGACACCCUCCACAUCAUCCUCCACCUCCUCGACGACCCCGUCAUGCGCGUCCGCGUUCACGCUGCUGCUAGUUUGACAACCUUUUUCGAGGGAGAGGAACAUCCCGAGAUAGUUGGAGAGGUGUUGGAUGGGAUCGUGAGGGGAUGUGUGGGAUUGUAUGAGGCAGGGCCGAUGUAUGCAAAGGACCAGGCAUUGGCAACGCUGGGGACGGUGGCCAUGGCGGCAAAGGACAUGUUCAGACCCUACUAUCGUAAUCUCAUGGAUCUCUGCUUUCAGAUCAUGUCGGCCCAGCUUGGGUCCAGCAAGGAGGAACGUGUGGUUCAAGGCGGAGCUAUUGAGUGUGGCUACAUGCUCGCCAUUGCUCUAGGUGGAACUUGGUCUCAAGAGAAUCCCGGAGACGCGCUCAAAUUCGUCCAAUUGCUGUUGUCUAUUCAAAACACAAUCGUCGACGAGGAUGACCCACGCUCGCGUCAUCUCAUGGAUGCAUGGGAACAUAUGUGUGACUCUUUGGGCCAGCAGUUUGCACCCUUCUUGCAAUACGUCAUCCCGCCCCUCCUAAAAACGGCCUCUUAUCGACCUCAAAAAGCUUCUCCCAUGAAAACAUCACUAGCCCCAUUAGAUGCCGACGAUGAAGACGACCCAUACUGGGGCGACGAGCUAUCUGACAAGGCCGAAGCGUUCAAGCACCUGGGCUUCUACGCAAGCAAAAUGAGGGAGAGUUUUGCGCCGUGGCUGGCGCAGAGUAUGGGGCUGUGCUUGGAAGAGUUGAACCACCCGUAUGCGGAGAGCGUGAAGAACGUUGCGGCCUAGUGAGUUUGCCACGUGAUGCAAGAACAAGGCUGAUGAGACCAGUCUGGUGCCAGCCCUGUUGGCGGUUGCGAAAGAGUCGGGUGCUUGGAACACGAACCCGGAAAAUUAUGUGCAGGCUUUCAGACAGCUUAUCAAAGCUAUGGUGAACGCUUUGGAUAUCUCUGUCAUCUCCAUUCUAUUCAAAUCCUUCAAAGACGCCCUCCGCGUGGUUCACACCCCUUUUCCUCCGGAUCUCACCCGUCGCCUACUGAAAGCCUCCACCGCUAUCGUGUACAAUCUCGCCCAAGCUAGGGCAGACAGAAAGGAACAAGAGCCGUACAUGGACGAGACGGACCACGAGUACUGGAUUGAAGAGCAGCUGGAAGAGGAUCAGUGUCUAAAGAGGAUAGAAGAGGCGGUGGAUGGGAUCGUGAUUGUGGGAGGAUCAGAGGAGGGGCAGGCGAUGGGGGCGUUGAGCGGUGGGAUUGAGAACGACAUUCUGGGGCUCAAGGCGCUGAUCAGGAAGGUGGGAGCGCAAAAGCUGGAGACGAAGGGGUAUGACGAUGAUGACGACGACAAUGAGACUCUGCGGGGUGAUCAAGAUAGCUGAUAGUACCUAACACACAACCAUAUGUCUUUCGGACAGGUGAUGCAUGACUUCUCAGGG
Molecule: messenger RNA, 2943 nt
Organism: Cryptococcus amylolentus CBS 6039
Lineage: Eukaryota; Fungi; Basidiomycota; Tremellomycetes; Tremellales; Cryptococcaceae
Exons: 13
Coding region: 42-2297 (751 amino acids)
Biological process (GO): protein import into nucleus
Cellular component (GO): nucleus; cytoplasm
Molecular function (GO): nuclear import signal receptor activity
Source: RefSeq, a predicted model, not a curated record